Iphiclides podalirius (scarce swallowtail) is the source of this 3735-nucleotide messenger RNA. The record is from the annotation of a GenBank genome assembly. NCBI's taxonomy places the organism in Eukaryota, Metazoa, Arthropoda, Insecta, Lepidoptera, Papilionidae.
AUGCUCUCCAGGGGCAUCAAGUACAAGCGGCUCGACGAUGUGGAGAUCGGCGAGCCGGGGCAGGAGCUGGUGGCGGUUCGUGUGGCAAUCCGUGGCAUGACCUGCCAGUCCUGCGUGCGCAGCAUAGAGGGCUCCGUGCGGGAGUUGCCCGGCGUCGAGGAUGCCAAGGUGGAACUGUCGGAGCACGCCGGCUACUUCCGCUAUGACCCGCGCGUCUGCUCCGUGGACGCAAUCCGCUCACACAUAGAGGACAUGGGGUUCGAGACGCCCGUCGACGGCGCCGACGACGAAACCAAAAAUCUCCUACCGAAAGAGAUCCCGACGGACACACUGAUCGACAUGUGUGCGCCGGAGGAGAGCGAGGUGGUGCUCUCCGUGGUCGGCAUGACCUGCCAGUCCUGCGUCGACACCAUCGAGGGUCGGCUGCGUGAGAUGAGCGGUGUGCGCGCGGCGUCCGUGAGCCUGGCGGCAGGCGUGGCGAGGGUGCGCUCUUCGCCAGACCUCGUCAGCCCCUCGCAGCUGGCGGACGCCGUCUACGACCUGGGCUUCGACGUAGCCGUCCUCACGGUCGACGGGCGACCACAUUCGGAGUCCGCCUCGCAGACCAAGAGCCAGAGGGACGCGUCCGGAGACGGCGUCAGGUCGGCCCAAGUGUCCAAGACACAGCUCAACGGCGGGGCGGGGGGCGCGGAGGCGACGUCGCGCUGCACGCUGGAGGUGCGCGGCAUGACGUGCGCCUCGUGCGUGGCCGCCAUCGAGAAGCACUGCGCCAAGAUAUACGGAGUGCAGUCGGUGGUGAUCGCGCUGCUGGCCGCCAAGGCGGAGGUGAGCUACGAGCCUCGAAAGGUGUCGGCCGCGGAUAUCGCGCAGGCGAUCACCGCCCUCGGCUUCCCCUCCGACGUGCUCAGCGACGGCGACGGCUGCGGCCAGCGCGAUCUCCUGCUGCACAUAAAAGGCAUGACCUGUGCGUCCUGCGUGAGCAAAAUAGAAAAGACUGUACUUAAACUGAGCGGCGUCGUGUCCUGCGCCGUUGCACUAAGCACUUCCAAGGGCAAAAUCAAAUACGACUCGGAGAUGAUCGGGCCGCGGACGAUUUGCGAGGCGAUCGGCAGCCUGGGCUUCGAGGCGACGGUGGCCAGCCCCCACGGCCGCGGCACCACCGACUACCUGGAGCACAAGGAGGAGAUCAGGAAGUGGCGCAACGCGUUCCUGGUGUCGCUGGCGUUCGGCGCGCCGUGCAUGGUGGCGAUGGCGUACUUCAUGGGCAGCAUGGGCCAGCACGGCGCGCGCGACAUGUGCUGCCUGGUGCCCGGCCUCAGCCUCGAGAACCUGCUCAUGUUCCUGCUCUCCACGCCCGUGCAGCUGCUGGGCGGCUGGCACUUCUACCGGCAGGCCUACAAGGCGCUGCGCCACGGCAGCCCCAACAUGGACGUGCUCAUCUCCAUGACCACCACGAUCAGCUACGGGUACUCGCUGGCGGUGCUGAUCGCCGCGAUGGCGAUGGAGAAGGACACCAGCCCCCUCACCUUCUUCGACACGCCGCCCAUGCUGCUAGUCUUCGUCUCGCUCGGCCGCUGGCUCGAGAACAUCGCGAAGGGCAAGACCUCCGAGGCGCUAUCCAAGCUGCUGUCCCUGAAGGCGACCGAGGCGCUUCUCGUGACCCUCGACGGCGACGGCAACGAAAUAUCCGAGAAGAACAUCCCCAUUGACCUGGUCGAAAGAGGAGACAUUCUUAAAGUAGUUCCCGGUGCCAAAAUUCCGGUGGACGGCAAAGUCAUAUCGGGCCAAAGUACUUGUGACGAGUCUCUAAUAACGGGUGAAUCCAUGCCCGUUCCCAAAACCAAAGAGUCGCUGGUGAUCGGCGGCAGCAUCAACCAGCACGGGGCGCUGCUGGUGCGCGCCACGCACACGGGCGAGGCCAGCACGCUGGCGCAGAUCGUGCGCCUCGUCGAGGACGCGCAGGCCAGCAAGGCGCCCGUGCAGCGCCUGGCCGACACCAUCGCGGGCUACUUCGUGCCGAUGGUCGUAUUCCUGUCGGUGCUGACGCUCGUCUGCUGGAUAAUAAGCGGUGCCUACAACAUCGAGGAAAUAAGGGCUAUCACGCCGGAGAUGUACCGCGACGGGUCGCGGUGGCAACUGAUCGUGCAGACGGCGUUCCACUUCGCGCUGAGCGUGCUGGCCAUCGCGUGCCCGUGCGCGCUGGGGCUGGCCACGCCCACCGCCGUCAUGGUGGCCACCGGCGUGGGCGCCAAGCUGGGCCUGCUCAUCAAGGGCGCCGAGGCGCUGGAGAACGCGCACAAGGUGCGGACGGUGAUCUUCGACAAGACGGGCACGAUAACGCGCGGCGAGGCGAGCGUGGCGCGCGUGUGGCUGGCCACGGAGGCGCCGCGCGACCUGCCCGCGCUGCUGGCCUGCCUGCACACCGCCGAGCUCAACUCGGAGCACCCGCUGGCCUCGGCGAUCGUGCGCUGGAGCGGCGCCGCGCUGGGCGUGGGCAGCGAGGGCCGCGUGGGCGCGUGCGGCGGGUUCGCGGCGGCGCCGGGCUGCGGGCUGCGGGCGCGCGUGCGCCUGGCCGCGCCGCCGCCGCUGCCCGAGCCGCUGGCCGCCGCCCUGCGCCUGGCCGAGGCGGGCGGGGCGCUGUGCGUGGGCGGCGUGCCGGUGGAGCUGGUGCCGGCGGCGGGCGACGCGGCGCUCAGCUCGGCGCAGGCGGCGGCGCGCCUCCACGCCCUCAUCGCGCCCGGGGACCAGCAGGAGGCAGAGCAACUGGUGCUGGUGGGCAACCGCGAGUGGAUGGCGCGCAACGGGGUGACGGUGCCGCCGCGCGUGGACGAGGCGCUGCGCCAGGACGAGCUGCUGGGGCGCACCGCCGUGCUGGUCGCCAUCAACGAGCGGCUGGCGUGCACGCUGGGCGUGGCGGACGAGGUGAAGCCCGAGGCGCGGCUGGCGGUGCACUGGCUGCGGCGCAUGGGGCUGCAGGUGUGCCUGCUGACGGGAGACAACCGAAAGACCGCGCUCGCCAUCGCCGCCCAGGUUGGAAUCGACAAGGUGUACGCGGAAGUGCUGCCCUCGCACAAGGUGGCGAAGAUACAGAAGCUCCAGGAGCAAGGGCAGAAGGUCGCCAUGGUGGGCGACGGCGUGAACGACUCUCCGGCGCUGGCGCAGGCCGACGUGGGCAUCGCCAUCGCCAGCGGCACCGACGUGGCCGUCGAGGCGGCCGACCUCGUGCUCAUGAGGAACGAUCUCCUGGACGUGGUGGCGUGCCUGGAGCUGUCCAGGAGCACCGUGCGGCGCAUCAGGCUCAACUUCAUCUUCGCUUCUGUCUACAAUCUACUCGGCAUCCCGCUGGCCAGCGGCGCCUUCGCAAUCUACGGCCUCCAGUUGCAGCCGUGGAUGGCGUCCGCCGCGAUGGCGAUGAGCUCGGUGUCCGUGGUGUGCUCCAGCCUGCUGCUGAAGACGUUCCGCAAGAGGCAGCCGGAGCCGCUGCCGCCCGAGACGGAGCAGCUGCGCGCGGUGGCCGUGCACCGCGGCCUGGACGAGGCGCACGACCUGCACGGCCCGCCCUGCGCCAAAUUGGGCAGGCGAGAGCGGGCGCGCUGCGGAGAGCCCCGAAUCGGCGACUCCGUGGGGGAGCCCCCGGCCGGCUCACUGGCGUCGGCGGGAAGCGAGGCCGAGGCGGAGCUGAUGCAGCACGAUGACAGCAUGCUGACAGUCUCCUUCAUCCCCAAGGUGGAGCGG